CCAGCCCCCCGCCGCCCGUAGCACCCCCCCGCCGCCGCCGGCGGCAUGGCUCGGAGCGGCAGCAGCAGCGGCGCCAGCCCGUGCGACCUGGACAAGGAGUUCGCCCCCCAGAUCGCCCAGCUCCUCGCCGCCCCUUCUCCCCAGUCCGCCCAGGAAUACUACGAGGACCUCAUACAGUCUAAGAAACAUGACGGCAUAAGAGUCAACUACAAAGGUGAUCAUGGGAAAGGUGUUUGUGCAAACAAGGAUUUUGCUGAAGGAGACCUUAUUCUGAAGGAUCAAAUAUUGGUUGGUGCACAACACAGUCUUAACAAGAUUGACUGCGUCGUGUGUAGUUACUGCUUCCGCUUCAUUGGUUCUGUAGAGUUCCAGAUUGGACAUCGACUGUAUUUUCAAAGCAUUGCUUCAAGCAUUGGCUGCAGCAGUGAGAGGCACUGUCAUGGAAGUGAUGUGGGAUCAAGCACUUGCUCUUCUGGUGCAACAAAGGAAAAGAGUAGUACUUUGCCAGAAGAGGUCAUAGAAUCACUUAUAACUGGCGAUGUGUCACUGCCUUUCUCAGACCACUUCCCUUUACCAGAAAUUGUUGCUUGUCAAGGAUGCGAGGAAGAACGCUACUGCAGCCAAUCAUGUGCAGAUUCUGACUGGGAAUCCUACCACUCUUUGCUCUGUGCUGGCCCCAACACUGAACCACCCCGAAGAUCUGCUCUUCACAAAUUUGUAGAGCAUGCUAAUGAAACCAAUGAUAUUUUCUUGGUUGCCGCCAAGGCUAUCACUUUCACCAUGUUGAGGUACAAGAAACUCAAAAGACAGAACGACUUCCAAAACAAAUCACCUGAAUCAAACUUUUCUUUGCUUAUGGAAGCCUGGAAACCACUUUCCAUGGGCUUCAAAAAGAGAUGGUGGGAUUAUGUUGCUUUGCCUGAGGAUGUUGAUGCUUCCGAUGAAGAUUCAUUUAGGCAGGAAAUAAGGGAUCUAGCAUUUACGUCACUACAGCUUCUCAAGGAUGCGAUCUUCGAUGCUGAAUGUGCACCAUUGUUUUCCCUUGAGGUGUAUGGCCAUAUAAUUGGCAUGUUUGAGCUGAACAAUCUUGAUUUGGUCGUCGCAUCGCCUGUUGAAGACUAUUUCAUACACAUUGAUGAUCUUCCAGAUGAUAAGAAGGAGGAAGCUGAAAAGGCGACAGCGCCAUUGCUAGAUGCUUUAGAUGAUGACUAUGCACUUCCUUGUGAUGGGACGGCGUUCUUUCCUCUUCAAAGCUGUAUGAACCACUCAUGCUGUCCAAAUGCUAAAGCAUUUAAAAGGGAUGAGGAUAAUGACGGUCACGCCGUGAUAAUCGCUCUGGGGCCUAUCAGCAAGGGCGAAGAGAUCACCAUCUCCUACAUCGACGAGGAUCUUCCGUACGAGGAGCGGCAGGCGGAGCUCGCAGACUACGGGUUCACGUGUACCUGCUCCAAGUGCCAGGAGGAAAAGCCCAACUGAGCAGCAAGGCGGACUGGACUUGCUGCAAAUUUUGGUCGUUGUUAGUCGUCGGCGGGCAUUGUGCUUGUAGUUUAUGCUACUGGGUACUUUUGACAAGUUCAAAAUGUAAGGGUAAGAUUAUGCAGAAAGGAUGAGGUUGUGACAUUCUGACUUCAGUGGGCGCUGGAUUAAUUAUGCUUUGUCCAUGUCUGAAACUUCUACUGAAACUGUCAGAAUA
Molecule: messenger RNA, 1693 nt
Organism: Triticum urartu
Lineage: Eukaryota; Viridiplantae; Streptophyta; Magnoliopsida; Poales; Poaceae
Gene: ATXR2
Product: histone-lysine N-methyltransferase ATXR2
Molecular function (GO): protein binding; methyltransferase activity
Source: RefSeq, a predicted model, not a curated record